AUGCAAGAGGAAGAGGAAUCCGAGAGCCUCGAAGUCGAGGCCCGCUAUUACCAGUCGGUAAACACCCUGGAGCUGAGCGCCGGGGAACAGGUAUUGUUGAACCGUGCUUCUGGCAGUCGCGCCCAGAAGACUAGAUCGCCAAGCAUCGGCAGCGAGGCAACCGAAGAUCUCGACGAGGCGCCUCGGGGUGCCAAGACCGCAGCCGGCAGCGCUGCUCGUGGCAGGUGCAGCGCCAAUGUCCCAGUCCCGCCAGAACCCGAGGACGGCGAGGGGGACGAAAACUUUGAAGCCCGCGCCGCCGCCCUCCGUGCCAUACUACCAGCCAGAGAGAAGGGCAACGGCCGCGAGUCGCAGAACUGGAAGGAGGUGGAAGACGCGCUGCUGCUGCUUCUGAAACGGCACAAACCCAGAAUCACAUACAAGCAGAUGCAUGUCGAGUACUUCACCGGUAUCAACCGAACCCAGAACUCGCUCGAGCGACGUAUCAGUACGUUGAAAAAGGAGCGAAGAGAUAAGGGCAUCCCGUUGAGAGAGCAGAUGCGUCUCCUGGAACAGACCGCGCUGAGUUCAGAGCAAGCCCCCGAUUCGGACGGGGAUUUUGCAACGCCGUACCUGCUCUGCCUCGCUCUGUCGCACUCGGCGCUGGGCCAGCCAGACCGAGCGACGACCGGGUGGCGCGCAGAGCCUGAUGGCCGGGGCACCUUCUCGCUCGUCUUGUCAUGCAUCGUGACCCUGACUCUGUGCGUCUGGUCGGCGCUGCACCUCAACGUGCCGCCCAGGGACAGGAGCCUGCGGCGCCGCGUCCUCGACAAGGCCAAAUGGGUCCUGUACGGCAUCUUCGCCCCGGAGCUGGUCGUCGCCACGGCUGCCGCCCAGUUCAUCGUCGCCCGCUGGCUCAAGCGCGAGAUCGAGGCCGACGCCAAGGCUCGCGCGCUGGACACGGGCUCGGGCUCCGACUCAAAGCACCUCUCCUCCCGUAGUUGGACCACGGCGCAAUGCUUCUACGCCGUCAUGGGCGGCUUCGCUGCCGACGUGUCGGGCAUCGACGACGACGACGACGACACGUGCCGGCGCGUCACCGUCACCGCCGAGGGCGUCCGCCUGCUCUCGCUCCUCGGCCGGCUACCGGAGCUGCACGCGUCGCAAAUCGAAGACAAGAGCAAGGCCGACUGGCUGGCCAAGAGCAUCGUCUGCGCGCAGGCAGGUUGGAUGGUGGUGCAGGUCGUGGGCAGAGCCCUGCAGAACCUGCCCGUGUCGCUGCUCGAGCUCAACACGUGCGGCCAUGUGGCAUGCGCCCUUGUCAUCUACCUGCUAUGGUGGAGUAAGCCGCUCGACGUCCAGACCCCCAUCGUGCUGACCGACGCCGACGAGGACCUCCUGGCCCUCAUGCACCUGUGCUCGGCCACCAGCGCCGUCAACGGCAUCACCAACAUCCGCUGCUUCGUGCACGUCGCCAACGAAGAAGACGAGAGGCUGUGGAGGCUGCCCAGUGCGUCCGACGCAGACCACAUGCCCGCGACACCAGACGCGGGCGAGGCACCGUCCCAGAUCACCACCUACCUGUCCGUGGGCUCGCCGGGCUCGCGAAACCCCUCGCAGUUCCUCGGCUUCUCCGACCUGUGGUCCGAGUCCAAGCCAGCGCCUACCGCCCGCAGCAGCAACACCCGUCAAGACGCACCCAUCCCCGCCGAGCGCCCAGUGGCGGGCAACAGGGCCUUCCGGUACACGUUCAACCUCGCCGCGCCGGCCAUCGCGCCCGAGUGCCUCAUCUACUACUCGGCCGCCUACGGGCCGCCGCGCCAACCCUCGCUGCGGCACAGCAAGUACUGCCGUCUCGUGUUCGCCGACGCCGCCAAGCCGCGAAAGCCACUCCCACCGGCCAUGUUGCAGGGGGCGUCGCGCGCCGCGGACGCGCUGCGCGCUGAGUGCGCGGCACGUCCCGCAUACGCAAAGUACUACUUCACGUUCGUGCGCGAGAUGGGCCACUUCCUCGGCGAGACCGACUACGUGGUGGCGCACGCGGGCAACUUUCCCUCGCUGCACAACCUGGGGCUGGGCCAGGUGGCCAUCCACCGCGACCGGCUGCGGUCGGUGCUGGCGCUGGCGGCAGCGGCGUACGGCGCGCUGCACUGUGCGGGCUGGGGGGGUUCGGCGGCGCACGCGCACGCGCACGCGCGACUGUUCCCAACGGCGGCCGAGCGCGCGCUGUGGCUGGCGUCAGCGCUGACCAUCGCCGCGUCGGGGGGGCUGCUGUGGGCGUUCUUCGCGGCCCGCCAGCUGUGGCCGGCCUUUGAUCGCGCCGUGUCGGGCGCCACGCCGGGCAUCCACAUCGCCCGCGUCCGCGCCGAGAAGCGCGCCGUCAUCCGCGCCAAGGCCGCUGCUGUGUAUGUGGUUGUGGGCGUCUUCGCCCUCGCCCGCGUGUUUCUCGUCGCCGAGGCGUUUAUCAGCCUGCGCGACGCGCCCGUCGAGGUGUACGACACGCCGCUGUGGACAAAUUUCCUGCCGCACUUGUGA
This is a messenger RNA of Lasiosphaeria miniovina, 2514 nucleotides long. RefSeq lists its product as uncharacterized. The transcript is spliced from 2 exons. Lineage: Eukaryota; Fungi; Ascomycota; Sordariomycetes; Sordariales; Lasiosphaeriaceae. The record is from RefSeq and is a predicted model, not a curated record. Bases 1 to 2514 code for a protein of 837 amino acids.